Nylanderia fulva is the source of this 2347-nucleotide messenger RNA. The record is from RefSeq and is a predicted model, not a curated record. Lineage: Eukaryota; Metazoa; Arthropoda; Insecta; Hymenoptera; Formicidae.
UUUAUGCACUUUUUAUCGUUCUCGUUGCAGCUGCGCAUAUACUUUCGACUUUGUAACAUGACAGCUCUCUGUUAAUAAAAAACGCGCCUCAUACAUUCGUUCCAAAUUUAAUUAAUAUUUAACUUCUAUUUUUUUCCUAUUCGUUUCCCUCUAAAUUUUUCAUCAUAUGUUAUAUUUGUCAUUCGCGAAUAACCUAUUAAAUCGCUUCAUCCGAGCGGCGCGACUCGCGAAGGAGUAACGUCACUGUCACUUCGAAAUUUCUCGUCGAAGUCAGAUUCCGUCCACGUCCAGUUUUUUCCGGUCGACGUUUUCAUAGAACAGUGUUCGUCGUUUCGGAAGCAUGCUCGAACAAACGGCCGGAAAGAGAAUUACGCGAGCUGUAAUGUAUGUAAGUUAAAACGUCGUCCCGACUGAAAAGUGAUUUUGUACGCAAUGGAUGUAGAGAGAAUCGCGAUGUUCGCCGGCGUCGGUUUCGCCAUCGCCGUCGGCUUAUUCGUCCUGUGGGGCCCGUCGCCGAAACCUAGAAAAAAAGGCCAAGUUGUCGGGAUCAAUAAUUUGGGAUAUACAUGUUUUCUGAAUUCUCUCUUGCAAGCCCUGGCUGCUUGCCCCACAUUUAUUUUCUGGCUUCAAAGACAACAGGAAAAGAAUAGAAAUUUUGCUGAUACACUAUUUUCUGUUCUCAAGAAGAUUAAUGGUUUUGCGGAUGACAUGUAUGGCAAUGUGACACCUGUUGAAAUCAUUUCUUCUGUUGGUUCGCUGUGGAAUUUUGGGCCUGGUCAUCAAGAUGCUCACGAGCUGUUCCAUGUAGUUCUUAGCGCAUUAGAUGCUGAAAUGCAGCCUGCAAAUAGAGUACAAGGUUGUUUGUCUGAUGCGUUGCCACCAAGUCCGAAUAUAGAAUCAAAUAUAAGAGGAGUGGUUGACAUUCCUGAAUCUCAGGUUCUAAAUCUCAGAAGCGCAUCCUGCAAUGAUAUUGCAUCGGUGAAAACUGAGACCGAUACUCCAAAGGGCUUCGAUAAGAACUGUAACAAUCAAAUGAUGACCUCAACCUCGUCUGUAGCCAGUAUGUCUCCGAGCAUCGGGUGCAAACCCGGUAUGAUACUCGCCAGAUCUUCGGAAUUGCUGUCGCGAAGCGUUCAAAGCAAUGGCGAUUGUAAGAGUCCCUUCAGAUCGUGGAAGUCCCUAUGUGCCAUGCCCUUCAUCAACAUUCCCUCGGUCUCGAUAGAGACGCAUCCGUUCUCAGGCCUGAUCACCAGCCAAGUUCAGUGCAGCAGCUGCUUCUGGAAGUCUUCAGUACGUUACGACAAGCUCGAGACCUUAUCGUUACCAUUACCACCGCUCACCUCGUUCAUGCCGCAACAUCACACUUUGGAGUGGCUGCUGUCACGUUUCGUAGACAGCGAGAUGGUACGCGACGUGCAGUGCGAUGGAUGCUCGUCGCGCUGUGCCGCUGUCAAGACUCUCACUCUUGGAAAAUUGCCCAAGUGCUUAUGCUUGCACAUCCCGAGGACUACAUGGAGUUCCUCGGGCGUGCCAAUUAAAAGGGACGACCAGAUUACGUUCCCAGAACUUCUGGUGCUAGAUCCUUACACUUACACAGAGACAAAAAAGAGAAAUGCACAGGGUGAUGUGAAAUUUCUCGAUAGCAGUUUUACGACGAUACAGGGUAAACAUAAGUAUCGAUUAUGCGCAGUGAUCGAGCACCGUGGCCCGGUGGAUUCCGGUCACUUUGUUUGCUUUAGACGCGGAAAUAAAACGGAUCAAUGGUUGUACACGUCCGAUAUCAUCGUCGAGAGCGUGUCCCUGACGCAGGUGCUGCUUGCUAGCCCGUACCUGCUUUUCUACGAGCGCAUCAGCAGCGUUUGUCCUAGCUAGGAACAAAUUUUCGAAGUGAUAGGCAAUCUAUAGGAAUUACAUAAUUGCGCAUUCAAUGAGAAAUGAGAGCUUACUCUUUUUAGCUACGCUCUCUCAUGCUUUCGGCAUUGAAAGUAUAACGAUCAUGCAGUGAUGGAAGUAAUAUGGAAAGAUAGAAUCAUAUAGAUUUGCAAAUAAGCGUGUAGAAAGUGCAGCUGGAAAAAGAACAGGAAAAGAAUAUAAGAUUUGCAAAAUACAAGAGACUGUCGAAUUUUCCAUAAUUAGUUUAGUAAUUAUCGCUCGAUAUUCGCGACGUGUAAUUGCGAUAAUACUUUGUUAUAAUCUACGACUAUAAAGCGCGUCCCUAGGUGAUAUUUUAUAGCAGUGGCGAAGUAUAUCAAGUAUAAUAAUCUAAAAUUCAGGAGCAUUUUAACAGAUGCGAUAAUAAUUGCCAUUAUUAAACGCUGACGAAUCUAACGGUGUAGUUAGUUUUGUG